GUACUAACCAUAUCAAACAAAAUGGGCUUACAAAUUUCUGUAAUCAAUAGAACGUAGGACGCUAUGCUUUCAGAAAAAUCUCUGGACACCUGCAAAGACAAGUACAAAAGGAAAGAGGAAUGUUUUAGGAGAGAAAAAUAUUCCAAGCUUAUAAACAUGGAAUGAGAUACCCCGAUUUCACAAUUGCGGCUCGUGCAGUUGGUGGUCGUUACAGUAUCUCUGGGUAGGACGGUGUGUUUAUGUCUGCCGUAAGGAAUGACAGGUGUUGAACAUUCGUGUCUUUGAAGAUAUAGACUACUGUGUCUAAAUAAAAUUAGUCAUGGGGACUGGUGAGAUGAGCGAAAGUGAAAUGCUGGACGUCGUCGAGGCACGGAUAACACUGUUGGAAAAACAGAUUUUGGGAAAGCGAGACGUUCCAGAAAAUUACACGCCUGUAUCAGAAGCAAUUUCACGGACAAGCAGCCACUUGCAGAGUGCUAUAUCAGGUCGAGAAAAAAUUACUGGCGUCAUGAAAAGAUUAUCAGAACUCGAGAAAUAUCUUAACCCUAGUAAUGAUAUGUUGGGUGCGGCUGACAUCGAUGCUAUGUAUCAAACUAUACUACUUUCUGAGCCACUGUUAAGGAAUAAUGUUGUACUUUUAAAUCAGAUAAAGGAACUAGAACCAGUACUAAAUAGUGAACAUACAAAAAAUGUGCCAGCACUGUCUAAGCGACUUGAACAAUUAGCUCUUAAAAAUUUAGAACUUAAAGAUAAAGCAGACGAUUUAUGUGGAAACUUUCGUGAUUACAUACAAGAGUAUAAUAGCGCUAUUACAGAAAUAUCGCGUUUACUUGUGAAAUUCGAUGCAUGUCUUACUCGGUUGGAGAUUGAAGCUCAGCCCAAGGUCAUUGAUGACUGAUGUUACCGAGUUCCGAAUGUCUUUCAAGCCUUUUAGUCUAGCUAUCAGCACUGGUGUCAUAACGGACGAAUUGCAUCUGUGGACACAGUAGAUCAAUUUGUGCACACCAUUUAAUAACUUUGCAAAUCUACUUGUGAAAACUAAUUAUACAUAUGUGAUUGCAGGAACUUUGUGUUUAGUUCAUUAAGCUUGCAUUGUCAAUCGAUUAUUUCUGAAAAUGUGAAUAAAAAGUUAACGUA
Messenger RNA from Schistocerca cancellata (South American locust), 1137 nucleotides. RefSeq names its product dynactin subunit 3-like. The transcript has 2 exons. Gene Ontology annotation, biological process: cytoskeleton-dependent cytokinesis. The coding region runs from base 320 to 898 and encodes 192 amino acids. NCBI's taxonomy places the organism in Eukaryota, Metazoa, Arthropoda, Insecta, Orthoptera, Acrididae. Gene Ontology annotation, cellular component: dynactin complex. The record is from RefSeq and is a predicted model, not a curated record.